CCAAGGGCAAAGGACCGUGAAUUUUGAGAAAGAGCAAUAGGUUUACCAGGCCAUCGUUGACCAUUUCUUUGCAGAGACAGUUCAAAUAGUUAUUUUAUGGUUAUCUCUUGAUAAUUUAAAAAAAUAACGUUUACACAAUUUUACGUAUUACUGUAUUACAAUGUGAUACAGAUGUAUGUAUUUACCAGUAAUAACUACAUUUUGUUAGAAACCAAGGAGUUGUAACGUUACUCCGAUUACCAUUAUAUUUACAGUAAUAGUAUGGUUAUUUGAAAAUGUAUAUAUAAAUAUGUGGCCAAUUUUAAGGAUUGUAUGCAGAGUGCACUAUUUGAAACAGCAGAAAUUCACCCACUUUUUUACAUUUAAUAGUCCUUAUAAAACAAUCACAAAUGCAAUACCUUUGAAGUCGAAAGUUUCUAUUAAAAUCUAUCGAUAUAUAAAGUAUCAGCGGUAUGACUUUCACACAACUCCUCGUCGUGAUAUUCCCCCGUUACUUGCUCUUCUUCUGCGACCCUUAGUUCGUAUCGGUGCUGUUAUAUUUGGCCGUUUUCUGAGAAAAUGGUGGAAGCGAAAGUCCAAUGAUGAACAAUUUCAGUAUAUUCAGAAAUACGCGGGAAAGAAAAAUGUCUUUUUUGGUACGUUGGGUUUCUUUGUAAUCUCAAUUUUCCUUUAUUACAUCACCCAUAUUGAGAAAGAUCCGAUAACAAAUCGAUCAAGAUUUAUUAUGUUUAACAAACAACAACGAAUUCAAUUGUCUGAACUUAUAUUUGAAGUGCAUUUGGAGCAACAUAAAAAAUUAAUAAUAUCAGCAAAACAUCCAGUGUACAUAAAGCUACAAAAAAUUACAGAAAUAUUAAUUUCCGCUAAUAAGGAUCUGCCAGUAGUUUCAGAGAAAAAAUGGAGUCUCUCUGUAAUUGAUUCCCCCUUAAAAAAUGCAUAUGUUUUACCAGGAGGGAACAUAUUUGUAUUUUUAGGGAUGAUGCAGAUGGUGGAAAACGAUGACCAAUUGGCUGUAAUUUUAGCCCAUGAAAUGGCACAUGCACUACUCCAUCAUUCGUUUGAACAGAUGUCGACUGGAAUUCUAAUAGAUCUUUUAGUGAUGAUACCAAUAAUGGCAUUAUGGGCAAUGUUUCCAGACGUGUUAGCAACUAUUUUCCAUGCCAUAACUCAGCACGUUGUUGAUAUUGUACAUAAUCUGCCGUAUAGUAGAGCAUUAGAAAGCGAGGCAGACGAGAUUGGUCUUAAAUUAGCUGCCAAGGCAUGCGUGGAUGUAAGGGAAGCGGUUGUAUUUUGGGGAAUGAUGAGAACUCUAACGGAAAUGAACGUAGAGCCUAAUCAGGUGCCUUGGUUGUCGACACAUCCCGAUCAUGCGGACAGAGAGCAAAAUUUGAAUGCUCAGAUGGCAAAUGCUUUAAAAUUGAGGGACCCUUAUCAGUGUGGAUUGCUUAGCCCAGUUGACCCAAGAAAAACGUUUUAUGAACGUACUACAAGAGAUCAUUUGGAACGAUUUAAGCAACGAGGAAUUAUUACAUAAUAUCGCGUGAUGAAGUAGCGGAGGACCCUGUGUCGAUACGCUAAAUAAAUCCUUCGUUUUCA
Messenger RNA from Orussus abietinus, 1596 nucleotides. RefSeq names its product metalloendopeptidase OMA1, mitochondrial. The coding region runs from base 290 to 1534 and encodes 414 amino acids. The record is from RefSeq and is a predicted model, not a curated record. The transcript is spliced from 7 exons. Lineage: Eukaryota; Metazoa; Arthropoda; Insecta; Hymenoptera; Orussidae. Gene Ontology annotation, molecular function: metalloendopeptidase activity. Gene Ontology annotation, cellular component: mitochondrial inner membrane. Gene Ontology annotation, biological process: protein quality control for misfolded or incompletely synthesized proteins; mitochondrial protein processing.